CACAGAGGAAGAAGUGGGGAAUUUGGACACUUUAUAGAGACAGGUAGUCCUAUGUGUGACAUGAGGAUGUCACUCCAGCCUCAGGUGUUUGCCGUGGCCCUGGUCUUGAUCUUCUCCAGCCCCUAUUCCAGCAUGGGGUCCCCGCAAGGUGGACCAGGGUUUGAUGAUGGGAUUUUUGACUUGGAAAACUACGAUGACUGGGACAGCCUGGACCUAAACGGCUUUGGAGACAACUAUGACUAUGAUGACCUGGAUGGAGAGAUUGAGGUAGGCAUGGUGGUGCAGCCCACACCAGAGCCUGCCAACACAGCUAAUGAGCACCUGGCUGAGUUCAAGAUGGAAGUGACUCCUCCCCCCGCACCUGUAACCUUAGACUUCAAGGGACCAGACCUUUUUGGCCCCGAGACCAGCCUGGGUAUGCCUACAUGCUUGCUGUGUGUGUGCAUUAGUGGGAGUAUAUACUGUGAUGACUCCAACCUGGAGCAGAUACCUCCUCUGCCCAAAGACACCACUCAUUUCUAUGCACGCUUCAACAAGAUUCGGCACGUCAAGAACACCGACUUCAUCAACCUCAACAAACUGAAAUACAUCGAUCUAACAGCGAACCAGAUUGCAGGAAUGGAUGAGGAUGUGUUUCACAACCUGCCACACCUCCAGGACUUAAUAUUGGCUAAUAAUCAGCUGCAGGCCCUGCCUGAGCUACCGAUCAAUGUAAGGUACAUCGAUGUACGCAGCAACAAGCUGAUCAGUGCUGGGAUACACCCCGAUGCAUUCAAGGAUUUGAGCCAACUGGAAUUCCUCUACCUGUCCAAAAAUCAUCUGCAUUCCAUCCCUGCACCGCUGCCUGACAGCCUGAGAGUGUUACACCUGCAGAACAACGACAUCCAGAGUCUCCACGAGGACACCUUCUGUAACCGCCACGAUCGUAACUACAUAAGGCGCAACCUGGAGGACAUCCGCCUGGACGCCAACCCCCUGAACAUCAACCUGUUUGCCCACGCCUACGUCUGCUUGCUGCGCCUGCCUGUAGGCGGCCGUUGA
Lampris incognitus (smalleye Pacific opah) is the source of this 1041-nucleotide messenger RNA. It is a transcript of the gene optc, whose product is annotated as opticin. The coding region runs from base 52 to 1041 and encodes 329 amino acids. Lineage: Eukaryota; Metazoa; Chordata; Actinopteri; Lampriformes; Lampridae. The transcript has 7 exons. Gene Ontology annotation, molecular function: protein binding. The record is from RefSeq and is a predicted model, not a curated record.